AUGUUUUGGCGCUUCGGCGGGUACGCGCAGCUCUCGUCGCUCGACAGCAUCCUCGACAAGCCUGACGUCACUGUCGAGGAGCUGCUGGACGAGUCGGAUCUUAUACAGGAACUCAAGCAGCAGAACUCGAAGCUGAUAGAAUACCUUCGCGAUGAAAAUGUCUUGGAGCGCCUGCUGCGCUACGUUAUAGCCGCAAGACCCAACCAACCACCCGAGGAAGACGCUGGAGGUGAGCCUGCGCACGAAGCGAGAAGUCCAAGCCGGACGGGCUUUUUCGGCAAAGUCAGGGCACGCUCGACAUCUACCACAAAGUCGGAUGCAGGCGAUAGUGAAGAGAGCAAGGAGGAGCGACAGCGCAUGAAGUACGCUUAUGUGUCGUGCGAGAUCCUGUCGUCUGAAGUAUGGUCCAUAUCUGAGGCCGUCCUCGAGAACCAGGACACUUUGCGACAGUUCUGGGCAUACAUCAAGCAGCCUGCACCCCUCGACCCUGUACAGGCUGGCUACUUCACCAAGGUCAACGAGUCGUUGCUCGAUCGCAAGAUGGAGGAAAUGCUCGACUUUUUCAAGUCGCUAGACAAUGUCGUGACAGACAUGUUGCAGCAUGUCGACUGCCCUGUCAUCAUGGACCUCUUGUUGAAGAUUAUCAGCCUUGAGAAGAGCGAGGGUGGACAAGGCAUAGUUGACUGGUUACAACAACAGAACCUCGUUCCUCGCUUGAUAUCAUUCCUCGCCCCCGAUCAAUCUACUUCUACCCAAACCUCGGCUGGCGACUUCCUCAAAGCCAUCAUCACUAUAUCCGCAAACGCCACCACACAAGAUCAAUCCGUCAUCGGGCCCAAUGAGCUUACGCGCCAGCUGGUCUCGGAACAAUGUCUGAAACAAUUGAUAGACUUCAUGCUACAGGGUGGCAACCCACUUACAGUUGGUGUGGGCAUCAUCAUCGAGGUCAUCAGAAAGAACAAUUCCGACUAUGACCUGGAGAAUCAAAUUGGGCCAGUUCCCAAAAACUCGGAUCCCAUCUACCUAGGAACGCUGCUUCGUCAAUUCGCGAACCAUAUCCCGCAGUUCAUGGAGCUGGUUAAUAGUUCGAGCCAGAUCGUGACACAGCGCGAUGGCAGCACUACCAAGAAAAAACGAGAACUCAAGACAGCCUUUGGCGAGAAGAUUGAGCCACUCGGAUUCGAUCGUUUCAAGACUUGCGAGUUGAUGGCCGAGUUGCUGCAUUGCAGUAACAUGGCGCUGCUCAACGAACGGGGAAGCGAGGCCGAAGUUAGAAGACGAGACGCUGAACGAGAACGUCUGAAAGCUGAUGGCAAAUUGACUUCGGCGAAUGCCGGUAAUCUGGGCGAUUUCUCUACCAGUGUCGACAGUCAGGGCUUUCAUCAUGCACGCGCUCCAUCUAUGGACUCUCCUGCUGAGAUAAAACCUCUGCAGGUACAGAACAGCUCGGAAGAUGACUUCGAAAAGGUUGUUGCGCCAGAAGUCGCCGCCGAGGACCCUAAAGACGCCGCAGCUGAGAAAGAGCAGAUUGGAGAGCCACUAGAGCCUUCGCCAAAGGUUGCACCGAGAGACGCACCACAGGAAGGGUCCUCUGCCAAGACCGCAGAUGACGAUGGCGAGUUUGUUGACGAGCCUCUGACACCGCCUAAAGACGCUGCGACGCCUGCUGAGACGCCUGCAUCUCCACCCAAGCCCGUAGAUGACGCUGAGUCACCUACAUCAACAGGACUAAGUGCCAAGGUUAAUGAUCUUGAACUCGACACCGACACCGUCAUGAAAGAUCGCCAAGAACCGACAGAGCCUGCAAAGACUGAGAAGCCCGAGGCUGAAGCCAAGACCCCGCCAUCUCUUUUAACCCAGCAGCUUAAUCAGACUUCGGAUCCUAACGUUGAGCAAUCCGGAAGUCUUUCACCUCAUCCAGAUGACAAGCCAGCGCCACUAUUUGCGGGUAAGAACCGCGAGAGCAAACCUGAAACAGCCAACAUCGACACUUCGCGCUUUACAGCACCAGUAGCGGCAUCAGAUCUCUCGGAGAUUACUCCUAUCGACGAGACUCAGAGCGUGCGUUCCGUUAUAUUUGGCAGUGCAGAAGAGACUGUAGGCUUCGAAAUCGAUAUUGACGGCACACCUGUUGUUGGCGAUUUAUUGAAGAUCACAUUUGUUGAGAACAAGGUUGUACCAACAAUACUGGAUUUCUUCUUCCGCUUCCCGUGGAACAACUUCCUGCAUAACGUCGUGUACGAUGUAGUUCAGCAAGUCUUCAACGGACAGAUGGACCGCGGAUACAACCGACAAUUAGCGAUUGAUCUUUUCGAUAAUGGAGGUAUUACCGAACGCAUCAUCAAAGGGCAGCAGGAGAGCGACAAAUCGCAUAAGGAAACGUCCAUGCGACUAGGAUACAUGGGCCAUCUUACCCUGAUCGCAGAAGAGGUGUUAAAGUUUACAGAACGACACACCGACGAGGUCCUGUCACAGAUGGUCCUAGAGAAGGUCCACGCUCAAGAGUGGGUAUACUACGUGGAACACAUAUUAGCUGAGACGAGAGAACGCGACAACGCCAUUCUCGGAGGCGUACGACCCGACAUGAGCGUCGGGCCUAGACAGGCUGUGCUCAACGCCGUCAACGCAGCGAACAACAACUUCGGAGGUGACAGUGGCGGGCUCUCCAAUGCAAGCCUUGCCAACAACGGCAACAUAGGCCUCGACAGCAUGGAGCUCACCAAUGCUGGUGAUACUGAGGGUGGUGGGUACACCUUCAGCGGAGGCUCCUUGCUUAGUGGCUUUACUAACUCGAGUGACGAAGAAGACGAAGACAUGGACGAUGUCGACACCGAGAGAGAGCGGGAACAACGACAGGGACCUGUCGACGACUCCGAACAACCUAGUGUUCCACCGCCGCUUCAAAUACCACCAUCGCGAGCCCGCCGCCAGUUUGCUCUUCGUCUCGCGCAACGCAAGGCUCAGCUUGAAUCAACGCGCGAAGCAGAAGAAGAUCCUGACGACCCUUCAGCCCCGAAAACCCAAGAGCAAGAAGAGCGUGAAGGUCAUCAGCGCUUCGCACGCAUGUUUGAAGGCAUCGAGGAUUCUUCCGAUGAUGACAGUUUGCACAGCAUCGAGGGCAUUGGAGACGACGAGGAAGGCAUUCUAGGCCGCAUUGAAGUUGAAGGUCAAGAGAUGGGAAGGAGGAGUCCACUGAAAGUGGCUAGUCCUGAGAAGGUGGGUAGUCCUGAGCUGGAGCGGCGAGGAAGUGGUGAGGAUGGCAAAGAUGAGGAACGGAGGGUUGUGGUCUAG
Alternaria atra is the source of this 3291-nucleotide messenger RNA. RefSeq lists its product as uncharacterized. NCBI's taxonomy places the organism in Eukaryota, Fungi, Ascomycota, Dothideomycetes, Pleosporales, Pleosporaceae. The coding region runs from base 1 to 3291 and encodes 1096 amino acids. The record is from RefSeq and is a predicted model, not a curated record. Gene Ontology annotation, cellular component: cytosol; nucleus. Gene Ontology annotation, molecular function: protein phosphatase regulator activity; protein phosphatase binding. The transcript has 4 exons.